Messenger RNA from Strongylocentrotus purpuratus (purple sea urchin), 1696 nucleotides. RefSeq lists its product as uncharacterized. The record is from RefSeq and is a predicted model, not a curated record. Lineage: Eukaryota; Metazoa; Echinodermata; Echinoidea; Camarodonta; Strongylocentrotidae. The transcript is spliced from 2 exons. Bases 271 to 1593 code for a protein of 440 amino acids.
UUUUAUAUCAUAUUUCGUCGUUCGAAAUUACAUGAGAUCCCGCCAAGCGCAUGCGCAGUCAAUUCGCCGCGCAAUUGAAUUUUACCGGGAAAGUAACUUUCCCUCAGCAGUCAAAAUACCUAAUUUUCGGCGUUUUUUCGGACCAGCGGUUUCGAAAAAAUACUUCAUUAGGGAGAGAAACUCUCCUUUUUCAUGUUUUUGGAAGACUCUUGAGAAUCUGUGCUGUUUUAUAUCAAAAAUCGAAGUUUUGUUCCGAUUUCCACGUACACGAUGGCGUCUCCGUCAGGCAGCACCAAGCAGAAAACCAGCGAAACGCUGAGCACGGCUAAAGCCGGAACUUCUCCGGGCGAAACCGCCGCGGGCCCCUCUACGAAGCCUGAGCCAAAGCGCUCAUCGGCAGUGAAAUCCUCCGAUACGAAACGCAAAAGUGUCUUGGCAAAGCCUGCCCCGAAUGUGUCUAAGAACUCUGGGCCUAAAAAGAAGGGCAAAAAGCCUGAAGAAAAGGAGGACUUCACGGAUUUACGAGGAAGACUUGACAAAUUGGAAUCCUUAAUGGAGAGAAUGGUGGAUUUUUUGCCUUGUCAAUCUGCAACUCGCCCCACAGGGGAUACACCGUCGACAGCAUGUACAGCUGCGACGAACGUGAGAUUUCUUGAAGUUGAACAUGAUGAUGAUGAUUUUGAGCAUAUUGACACUGGAAACAUGGGCCAAUGCCCUACGUCAUAUGACAUUGGCAGCAUGGAUGAAGGUGAUGUCAACGAAACUGUUGCACCAGGUUUAGACCAGGAGAAUGAGGACAAAGUUCCUGCCCUGGCUCAGAAAUUUGCUAUCCCCACUGGGGUAGGUGGCGUGAUCCACGAUGAUUUAGCAAAGUCUGCCAUGUACCUCAUGUCCCACCAGCUAGAGGAAAAUGUGUUGGAGGAAGCUGGAGGGAAAUACCCUCCUCCAAGCAAUUGUACUCCACUGUGUUGCCCCAAAGUGAAUGCAGCAAUAUGGGAAAACCUAUCCUCGCAAACGAGAAGCCGUGAUUUGAAACUGCAAAGAAUCCAAAAGCCUUUGACAAGGGGACUCACAGCUUUUAUUCAAACUCUGUCCCCCGAUAGCCUAUCUGACACACAACAGGAUGCAUUGGCAUUGCUGUGUAACACAAACUUUGAAAUCAACUGCUUACGCAAAGAUCAGAUUAAGCCAGACUUAAAUGCCAAGUACUCACAUCUAUGCAAACCUGCCACACCAGUGAGUCAGUACUUAUUUGGCGAUGACUUAACAAAGAGAGUCAAAGAUCUUACAGAACAACAAAAAGCUGCAUCUGGCGUGGUGCGUGGACAACGUACACCCCGCCCCCAGUACCAUCCGUACAGGACGCAAGCGUCCAGCACUUUUCAAUACCGCAGACAAGGAUGGAACCGUGCCACCGGCACAUCACAAACUUUUCCAAGUAGCAGGCCCGCAAGUGGGAACUACAACAGGCCUUUUUUAGGCCAGCGAACCCAACGAGGCAGACCUUACAGAGCUCCGCCUCACACCCAGACGAUGAGCAUGGGAAAACAGACCCAAUCCUUCCAGCGGCCACAGGCAGCAAGGAGGAAAUAGCUACACCAUUACCCAAAGAGGUUAUGCGGCAACAUUUUGAGAAUCGGGGACUAAGCAGACGAACAGUGGAUAUCAUAACAACUUCAUGGAGAGCAUCAACCUG